AUAUUCAGUUGAGUGUGGAAGCGACUGUAUAACAAAGCAAAGAUUGGUUCGCUACUCGCCCUUAGGUCUACUCUCUAAGUCACGCCACUCGCCAACAUUUUCUGCCCCUCCUUGCGCAACUGCAUAGUGUCUUUGGACCAAAAGCGGCCCAACGUAGAACUGUAUUACAAUAGCAAUUGGCUAUCCAAUAGAUUUUUCUUUCUCGCCAAAAAUGGCGUGCAACUCCGGAACCUGCCAGUCCGGUUGUUACAGAGACUCCUCUAAUGAAGCAGAAGAACAUCCGCCAGUAAAAAUUGCAAAUGAAGCUCCAAAUGUCGUCGCUAACGGUAGAAAGAGCACCGAACUAUUAUCUAUCGCCGUCUGUGUUAAAUGCAAGGUUAACAAAACCAUAGCCGCCGCUGCCUCCGCCGAGGACGGCGGUGACUUCAGCGGUGAAGAUAGCGGAAGGUUCUGUGCAGAUUGCUUCCGCAGUAAUCUCUAUGGGAAGUUCAGAUUUGCUGUCACAUCUAAUGCUAUGAUUUCGCCGUUGGAUAAUGUCCUUGUGGCUUUCUCCGGCGGUACAUGUUCCAGGGUGGCUCUGCAGUUUACACAUGAGAUGCAAAGUAAAGCUCAGAAGAACUAUGAUGCCAGUCCAGAUAGAGCAUUACCAGUCUUUGGUGUUGGGGUUGCUUUUAUUGAUGAAAAAGCCAUUUCUGCUGUCUCAUCUGAUGACCUUGAUAGAGCUAUUGAAAAGAUGAAACUUAUCUUGUCAGAUUUGGCUCCACCAGUGAAACAAUUCCAUGUAGUUCCAGCAGAGGCCAUUUAUUCGCUGAAAGCUGGUGAUGCAAAAGAUAGACUUAAUGAAUUAAUAAAUGCUGUUAGUGAUGUCACAGGAAAAGAAGAUCUGUUAGAGCAUCUUCGCAUGCUCUCCCUGCAAAAGAUAGCUGUUGAGCAUGGAUAUACCAAAGUUUUGCUAGGAACGUGUACAUCAAGAAUAGCUUGUCAUGUACUUGAAGCAACUGUCAAGGGCAGAGGUUACUCUUUGGCUGCUGAUAUCCAGUAUGUUGAUGCAAGGUGGAAGAUACCUGUGGUUCUUCCCCUACGUGAUUGUCUUAUUCAUGAGUUGAAUACUCUUUGCAGCCUUGACAGUUUGAUGAUUGUAGAAGUUUUUAACGGAACACAAUCUGGUAUCAAUGGCUUGGUCUCCUCAUUUGUAAAAUUGUUGCAGGAGGAAAACCCUUCCCGGGAAAGCACAAUCAUGAGAACAGCUGGAAAGCUGACACCUUUUCAUUUCAAUAGAAUGUCAGAGGACAAUAACUAUAAUGAUCAGGUGGCAUCUCAAAGGAGGCAAAAGAAAUACAGCCUGAAAACUAACGAUGCCCUUCCUCCCGAGUCAUUCUGUCGUAUUUGCAGUAGUCCUCUAAAAAUAUCCACCUUUGUAACAUCAAUCAGUUUUGACAAUGCGAAAACUAGUCUCAAUGCGAGGGGUGCUGCAUGCUGUGCAAGUUGUCAGUUUCAGGUUCUUCCCGAGGACCCCUCAUCUCUGGAGCACUUCAUUUCUCUCUUGCCACCAUCAAUGGUUUCCCACGCAGAGGAUGGUGAUCAUCUAAGUCAGAGACAGCUAAGGGAGCAAAUAGAAGACUGCUUGCUCUCGGACAACGAAGACUGAGCAUGAUCCUGCUGAUUAGUUUUGAAAAACAUCCGACUGCUGUAUUGAAACACAAAUCACUUUUUGAUCUCAAUUCACCAGUAUGUCAACUAAAGAAUCAUUUGUUACUAGAGCCCGGAGGAGCAGGGAAAAACUGAAAGAUGUAGGUAGGGGUUUUAAGAUUAUGCCGAGGUUCCCAUUUCUAUAAAUAUAUCAGUACACCAUGUUACGGUAUAGUUGGCUACUCGGCUGAUGCCUUGGGUACAGUGUCACAGAAAGAUUAUCUUCUGCCAUAUUCUUUUUGAUUUUUCAAUCUGUUUUGUGAGUGGGGUAUGUUACAAAAAGGUUGAGUAUGUUCUUUGGCCAACUUUUUAAACAUUUCAUGCCCUUCAGUUUUGGUUUAGCGCCUAAGCUACAUUGCAGUGUUUCUCAGACACUUUUUACAUAUGGGAAAGGUUGCUCUAGUAGCCCUGGCUGCAAGUUCAAUUUUGAUUAGCCAUUUUUCAAUGGGGAAUGCACAUUAAUUAUUUAUAAGUUUUCUUAGUUGUUUCAUUA
Molecule: messenger RNA, 2182 nt
Organism: Nicotiana attenuata
Lineage: Eukaryota; Viridiplantae; Streptophyta; Magnoliopsida; Solanales; Solanaceae
Product: cytoplasmic tRNA 2-thiolation protein 2-like
Exons: 8
Coding region: 212-1648 (478 amino acids)
Biological process (GO): tRNA wobble position uridine thiolation
Cellular component (GO): cytosol
Molecular function (GO): sulfurtransferase activity; tRNA binding
Source: RefSeq, a predicted model, not a curated record